Messenger RNA from Acanthocheilonema viteae, 402 nucleotides. Lineage: Eukaryota; Metazoa; Nematoda; Chromadorea; Rhabditida; Onchocercidae. The record is from the annotation of a GenBank genome assembly.
AUGUCUGAACGUCAUCAUAAGCCGCAUGUUGCAAAUAAUGAGGAAUCACGAAGAGUAUCGUAUCACAAGCCAAAAUCACGAAUAAAUAUUUCGUGGAACAGGUUCUUGUAUAAUGUGCGUUAUAUUGGUCUGCACUGGAAAGAUCGAAUAAUUGUGAAAACUGCUGCUGUCAUACUUAUUUAUACCGUUGGGUUAUAUGCUUUCAUUAAAAAAUAUUACGGCAAUGAACAUCCGCUGAAUCGUUACCAAUGGAGGCAAAUGAAGAGGAAUGGCCAUCUAAGCGAGGAAAUGUUGCGUAAGGAAGAAAUUGUUCAAAAUUACAUGAAAAAACCAUUUAAUAGAAUUUAUGAGAAAGAACCAGUUUAUGCCGUACGAAAGCAAGGUCCACCUGGUGUGUUGUGA